AUGGAGAAUCGCGAUCUUGCUGAUACUGCUUAUAAAUCAAGAAAAAGGGUGUCUGGUGUAAUAAACAUCGAAAACUAUAAGCAUAACAAAAUAAAAAAAGCCAAAAUUGCUGGAAAAGCUCAUAAAAACCAUAAGGGAAGAGAUGUGGUACCAAGACAAACAGGAGCUUAUUGCAGAUGUAAGUUAAAAUGUAUGAAGACUAUCUCAGAAGAUAAUAUCCAAAGUAGUAUCUGUUUUAUUAACAAUUUUGAUAGUAAAAAUGUCCAAGACACAUACUUGCAGGCAUUGAUUGAAAAGCAGGAAAUACAUAGAAAACGCCCCAAAUCUGAAGUACCUAAGAAUAGACAAUUUACUUUUAAAUAUCACAUUAAGAUAGAAGGUGGUAAAUUAGAAGUGUGCAAAAAAGCAUUUUCCAGUAUCCAUGGAAUUUCUGAGAAACAAGUUAGACGUUUAUGUAUUUUAUUAAAAACAAACGAGCAACCUAUUGAUCACAGAGGAAAAUCACAGGGAUCACGGAGCAAUGCAAUAUCUGGUGAUACAUUAUCUAAAAUCUGGGAGCAUACUGAGUGA
Psylliodes chrysocephalus is the source of this 570-nucleotide messenger RNA. The record is from the annotation of a GenBank genome assembly. Lineage: Eukaryota; Metazoa; Arthropoda; Insecta; Coleoptera; Chrysomelidae.